AUGGGAGAUUACCGACAUGAUAGGGAAAAGUAUCGGCUAUUUUGUGGAUUUCUGCAUAUAAAGACAGCCACGUGGAUCAUCUUGGGAUUGGGCGUGAUUUCGCUGAUAUGGCAACUCUUCCGAAGCAAUUAUCAACAAACGAAAUUCGGUCAUUUCACUUUUAUGCAUUCGAUUGAUUUCACCGAGGUGAUCAUGAUGACUUUCGCAUUGACAAUGCUUUUGUGUGGAUUGAUCGCCGAACGACAAUCAUUUUUGGUCCCGUAUUUGGUUGUACAGGUUGUCAAAGUGGUCGGCUAUUUGGUUUUCAUUGUCACCUACGUUUUGGACAAAUUUUUCAACAUUUUAGAUGACAAAGAGAAGAGAAAUUUAUUCUCAAAAAAAAAUGUCACAAUGACCUCAUCGGAAGAAGUAGAAGAAGAAGAGGUCGAAGAAUGGAUUCAUCAGAAUCCCGGUUGGUUCUUCGGGACGGUUCUCGGCAUUAAUUGUCUCUUCCUCGUCAUCGCCAUCAUCGCCCUUUUUGUCGUGAUCAAAUGUCGAAGAUACUUCAACGAUCUGCACUCUCAUCUUCAACGACAAUCAUCUUCCGUCUAUGCAUCAAACACAAAUCCAUAUGCAACAACAAAUCCCUAUGCAACAUAUCAA
Molecule: messenger RNA, 642 nt
Organism: Mesorhabditis belari
Lineage: Eukaryota; Metazoa; Nematoda; Chromadorea; Rhabditida; Rhabditidae
Source: the annotation of a GenBank genome assembly